ACAUUGUUGUAAUUAUCUACCAUUUUUUUUUCAAGUAUGACUCUACAUCAGCCAUUAAGACAAGGGUUACGACUCUACAGUACAAGGACUUCCCGAAAUAAAGAGGUUAUUGAUCGUAUUAUUAGAGUGGAUCAUGCAGGGGAGCUGGGUGCAGAUCGUAUUUAUGCAGGACAGAUGGCUGUUCUAGGAAAAACUAGUGUUGGCCCAGUAAUUCAGCAUAUGUGGGACCAAGAAAAAGAACACAAAGCCAAAUUUGAGGAACUGAUACCAAAAUACAGAGUGAGGCCAACAGUACUGAUUCCUAUAUGGAAUGUUGCUGGCUUUGUCUUAGGUGCAGGAACAGCAUUGCUUGGAAAAGAGGGAGCGAUGGCAUGUACUGUAGCUGUUGAAUCUGUCAUCACUGACCACUACAAUUCACAAUUGCGAGAAUUGAUUUCAUUGGGGGAAGAGGAACACAAGGAAUUGAUAGAAGUAAUAAAGAAAUUUAGGGAUGAUGAAAUGGAGCACCAUGACACAGGCUUGGAACAUGAUGCUGAACUAGCACCAGCUUAUAACCUCUUAAGUAAUGUUAUUAAAGCUGGUUGUAAGGCAGCUGUAUUUAUAUCUGAAAGAAUAUAAGAUAUAUUUCAACCUUGUACUCAGGUAUGUCAUUUCCUACGGCCUCUGUUUAUUUUGUAUUCUGCAAAUAACCUUGUCAAGUCAUAGUACAUGUAUAUAGAAUGUUU
Macrobrachium nipponense is the source of this 725-nucleotide messenger RNA. It is a transcript of the gene Coq7, whose product is annotated as 5-demethoxyubiquinone hydroxylase, mitochondrial-like. NCBI's taxonomy places the organism in Eukaryota, Metazoa, Arthropoda, Malacostraca, Decapoda, Palaemonidae. The record is from RefSeq and is a predicted model, not a curated record. Gene Ontology annotation, biological process: ubiquinone biosynthetic process; regulation of reactive oxygen species metabolic process; regulation of gene expression. Gene Ontology annotation, molecular function: 3-demethoxyubiquinol 3-hydroxylase activity. The transcript has 3 exons. Gene Ontology annotation, cellular component: nucleus; mitochondrial inner membrane. Bases 37 to 618 code for a protein of 193 amino acids.